Messenger RNA from Topomyia yanbarensis, 1601 nucleotides. RefSeq names its product putative tRNA pseudouridine synthase Pus10 (gene Pus10). The coding region runs from base 73 to 1554 and encodes 493 amino acids. Gene Ontology annotation, biological process: tRNA pseudouridine synthesis. Gene Ontology annotation, molecular function: pseudouridine synthase activity; RNA binding. The transcript has 3 exons. The record is from RefSeq and is a predicted model, not a curated record. Lineage: Eukaryota; Metazoa; Arthropoda; Insecta; Diptera; Culicidae.
GGUUAUCGUAGAUGUUCUCUGAACACUCAUCAAACAUAAGUUUUGCAACUAAAUUGACAACGAAAGUUAAGAAUGACAGAAAACGCUGAAAUUUACCGCUUUCUUCGUUCUGCCAGCUGCUGCCGGACUUGCUGUUUGCGCUUUUUUAAAGGCCCAGCAGAUGAUUAUUUCAUGUCCGUGGAGGAUGCUCUGCAGAAGUAUGGAAUAGCCGUUGAUGAUUCCCCCACGGAUGACGAAAACCCAUCGAAGAAAGUUCGACCAAACACAUGCGUAGCCUGUUUGGGUUUACUGGAAUCCCAUCGAAUGGAAGCGCUGGUGGAACAGAUCUGCACCAACGACGAAUUUCGAAAGUACGACUGUCAGGGGUUCAACACGUCAGUAUCGUUACCCAUUGCGGUACAGGUUCGACAGCUGUCGCUUUGGUUGAGUCUUCUGGAACGCUUUCCCACCCGAUUCGACAGCUGCAAAGCGCCAGACAUCACGGUGAGGGAUGCCUUCAAGAGGAUUUUGACCCGAAAGCUGCAGGAACGGCUGGGAAGGAAGUUUUCGACCAGUGGAGCCGUGGUCAAUUUUUCCUUUAGCUAUGUGAAUGAAGAAGCGGAGUUGCAGCUACUGCAGAAGGUUAAGCCGGAAGUGUUUGUCGGUCGAAAGGUAGACAAGCAGUGCCGGAAUGUGUUUAUAACCAGAAAUGCUUUCGAGAGGAAUUUUACUCCGGAAAACGUGAGUUUGGAUCAGUUCCGACAGCACAUUGAGGUUCCGCCUGCCAUUCAGGGCGAAAGUAUUUCGCUGGAGAAUGUUAGCUUUACAGGGCCAACUAUUUUUCUGGCCGGGAGGUACAACAAGAUAUCCCGGGAGCUGAGUCAAACACCGUGGUUGAUUGAUGGGAAGCGAAUGAGGGAAAACAGUGUUCAGGAAAUCAUGACUUUGGUGGUGGGACCAUAUUUCGGUGUACCGCCAGAUAGUUUGAUAUUUUCAUCGAGUGGCCGGGAGGAUGUUGACGUACGUUGUCUUGGCGAAGGACGGCCGUUCGUGCUGGAGAUUCCGAAUGCUAAGAAGGAUUAUCUGGAGGAAACCGUGGCGGUGAAGUUUGAGAAGGUUAUCGAUGAAUCGAAACAGAUCUCAGUAAGGGACCUCCAGUUGGUCGAUCGAGAAGAACUGGUCCACAUAAAACAUGGCGAAGAGGACAAACAUAAAGUUUAUAGGGCACUUUGCUUCCUGCAAAAUCCAGUUACGCUAGAGGUUGUGAAGGCUCUCAACAUUGAAGAACCGUUCGUUGUCGAUCAAUGGACUCCGCUAAGGGUUCUUCACAGGCGACCGUUGCUAGCACGUCCAAGGACGAUUUACAGUGUGAAAGCGUACGCCUGCAAGCGAAAUGAUCGUGCCUUGAUUGUGGAUAUUGUUACGCAGGCGGGGACAUACGUCAAAGAAUUGGUGCAUGGUGAUUUCGGACGAACGAAGCCUAACUUCAGUAGUAUCAUCGGACAGCCAAUCGACAUCCAUUCGUUGGAUGUAAUGGCCAUCGCUUUGGAUUGGCCCAAGAAGUUGUCACGAUAAUUUGAAUAAAACUAGCGAGACUACUUUUCUAAAUAAUUUACUUUCGC